Sordaria macrospora k-hell is the source of this 2664-nucleotide messenger RNA. RefSeq lists its product as uncharacterized. NCBI's taxonomy places the organism in Eukaryota, Fungi, Ascomycota, Sordariomycetes, Sordariales, Sordariaceae. The record is from RefSeq and is a predicted model, not a curated record.
AUGGACUCGGACGAAGAGCGGAACGAUGCCCACGAGGCCGUACCCAAGCAUCAAUUGCACCAUCAACAGAAGCCACCCCGCGAUGCCUCCUCCAUCUUCUACCAUCACCGUCUCGGUUCCCUUGCCCCUCCGCUCUACGAGUUUGAGACCUCGCCUGCUUACAUGCUCGAAUGGGAUCCCAAGAAACAAUGCCGGCGAACGAUUAUUAGCAGUCCAGACGUCCUGCGUGAGUUGAUAUCAGGCUUGGACAAGGAUGGAACUGUUACUUUGUUUGUUGUCCAUGGCCUCCCUGCGAACUACGUCGACAUCCUCCGCAACAGUGAGGAGCUCAGCAUUGACUCUGCGUUUCUGGACGCACAUGCUGCCCGGAGAAGCUACUGUUCACGCUCCGGCCUGACUCUCCCUCGCAGACGAGGUCUUUCGAAAAUCAGAAGCUCCAAAGCAGGCUGCUUCGCGCAGUUCGAGUACCCCGAGUUGAUACAAGGAUUCGAUCAUGCCUCGAUGGCCCGACGAGAGACUCAUCACAGCCCUAGAGAGGGUCUCGAUGGUAUUGAUCUGAUGGCCACCGUUCCCAAAGUCCUACCUUUGACAGAAGAGGGGAAGCAACAAAAGGGGAUGGCGGCAGCCCUCUACCGAGCAUCUCUAUGGAUCAGUUCUGUUCAGCAACACAGCCCCCGGGCUGGAGUACUGUUCUUGGAUAAGCCGCUCUGGAGGGACGCUGCUCCGUCACAUUUGCGAAAGGCCUCGUUUCCUACGGCCAAGAAGACAGGCCCUGUCAUGGAAGCACAGAGACCUCGAGUUGCCGCCGUCGACGGAUAUGACGAUCGUGAAGAAGAAGAGGUCCCAUGUCUGGAAGACUUGGUUUACGAAAUGCUCUGCCACAACGUCGGCGAAGACACGCAGGUGGUUGAUCCGGCAAGCUUCGUCGUGGAUGUCCUGUCUGACAUCGUCUACAAUCACUGGCUCGAGUUGUUCGAGGUAUUGGCGCCCCCGACGGCUUCGCAGCCGAAGUUCAUUGAGAGAGAAGUGUCAAAGAGCAUCACUCUCUAUUGGCAUAUGGUGCAGUCACUUGAGCGGAACGCCGAUGACACUGCUUUCUACACCGACCACCAGGGUCGCAUCAAGGGAACCGAGAGAGGUUCCUCAUCUGGACCGGAUUGGAGGACGCUUCUUUCUCGAGCUAAGCGCCGAAUCGCUCUUCUCAAUGCAUCACCAGGUGUCCCCAUCCUCUUGCCUAUCCCCACACCUCCCGAGAACCCACCGACAUGCGUGACCCAGGAGAAGAUUAAGCCGCCGAAAAAGAGGUCAACGGCUUUGAACUCUACAGCGAGGUUCACCAACAUUCCUCUAUCCAGGACGACAACACCGGGUAACAACCUGAACCGGAUAGCAACCUACGCAAGCCUAACACCUCAACGCAGCCACCUUCAUCGCAUCAACUCCCGCCAGCAUGGCACAUCCGACAAAGAAUCUGCCGAUAACCGGCGGGCCCUUGAGCGCAUCUCUUACCUAGGUGGUAUCCUACUUCCGUUCCCUAUUGUCUCUGGGAUUCUCUCCAUGGAGGACGAGUAUGAGCCCGGCGGUCCCAAGUUCUUCAUCUUUUGGGCAAUUGUCAUUCCACUCUCCAUCAUUGCCUGCCUGAUCAUCUAUGCGGACAUAGUCCGCAAGGCCGAAGUUUGGGUUGAGGUUGCGACUGAACGGGUGGUAGUGAGUUCACUUUCCAGUGCGGCUGCAGUCUUUCCUUACCCUCUUCCUCUCCCUGCAGGAACGGAGAUUACUGAUAAUGGGGAUACUUGUGGGACUGAAGUUACCAAUGUUGAUGGUAACAGGGGUCAAAAUGAGACGGAAGAAGCGACCCCUACAGGCUUCCUCUCUUUGAAGACAUGGCGUUGGUGGAUCGGAAAACUUAUCUGGCAGAAGCACAGACGGAUGAAGAAACAAAUGGAGAUGCGACGCCAUCCAACCCAUGACCAUGCCGUGGAAGUCAACCUGGAUCAAGAGGAGAGUCGCAGCCAUCCUCAUCGAAGAGAACAAACAGACGAGGAGCAAGCAAUCGGAUUUAACCCUUUCGUGGGAAACACAGGCAGAACCGGAUUUUAUCCUCCGCCUGGUACUGCUUCACCGACUGCUCAACCGGUCCCUCAGUCGGAUCUACACGGACAACGUCCGUCUUUACCGCCCUCUUUCCAGCUACCAACGGCUACAGCCAGUCACUAUGGUGAUAGCAACCUUCAAGACAAUGAGCAUGGCUUGAUUCAGGAAACUGUAGACACAACUCCGAUCACGCCACUCUCGCCCGGCCACGUUCAUCUGAUGAUGAUGCCCCCGGGAAUGACUAUGGCACAAAACACCAGUUACCCUGAUCCUCAGAGACGUGUGGGAUUUGAUGCAGACACGGAAACCGAGACUCAGAUGGAUGAGUCAGAAGAGGGAUCGGCGUCGGGAGAAUCGCUACCUCGUGUCAUUCUGGAAAUGAUUCCGUCCAACGGGAUCAAACCGAAGGCGUGGAAGAGACAAGAAUUGGGCUGGUACGGUGCUGUCAAGCGCCUUGUAAACCCCAGGCAACUGAGAGCGCUGGAGGAUGUGCCAGUAGGCGUGGAAGCGCACGAGAGGCAGAACAGUUCGGCCAGUAGUAUGAGGAGAAGGAAGACCAGGACUUACUGA